AUGUCAGAGAAGAGGAGGGCCGAAAUAGAGGCUAAGCGGGCGAAGCUUGCAGAGCUCCGUAAAGCAAGAGCCGAUCGCCAGAAGGCAGACGCGGAUCGUCGACUCUCCGAGAGUACAGGUGGUCCCUCGGGCGCGCGGAGAGACGUUGACGAUUUGGUCAAUGCCCUCAUCGGCUCAGGCAGUCGCGCGGAUGGCGCGGACACGCCCGUCUCCUCUGUGCCCGGUACCCCCGCGCUCGGACAUGCAAGUUUGCCAGGCCCGUCCUCUGUACUUUCUGGACGAUUGAGCAGGCAGAGCGAUGCUGCGUCGGACAGCAGGUACAGUCUCGGGACUACCCUCAUUCAGUCGCAGAAUGGGGCGACGGAGAAUGUCAUUGAACGGGAGAUGACUCCACGGAUAGUGCCGGACCUUAUAGACAUCGAACAGGAGCUCUUUGAGUUGCCACAGAAGGAGCGCGUAAUUUACAACAAGGAGGUCCAAACGAUGGAGGUUGAAACUGAGCCUGCCGCCGCGACCGAGGAGGAGAUUCGGGAACAGAUUCUGCGUGAGCGAGAAGUCGCGGAGGCGGAACGAUUAGCGCACGAGCAAGAGCUAGAAGCGGAGAGUAAACGCCUAGAUGAGGAGAUUGCACAGGAGAUUCGGGAAAUGACGGACGAGGAGAAACUGAUCAUCUUCUCGGCACCGGAGUUCUUGGACUUCGUUGAGCAGUCUACCAAGAUCAUCCAACGAGCACUUAACGACAACUAUGACUACAUUCGCGACUAUACCAUUGGUGCAGAAAGUGGAACAAGGGAAGCCUCCGAAGGGCGAAUCAAGAAUGUAUGCGCAUUCUACGACGAGCGGUUUGGCAAGAACCGCUCGAUCACGGAUAUUGACUGGUCCCCCAAGUACCCAGAACUCAGUUGCGCAUCAUAUAACAAGAACCCCGCCGCGCUGAACGAGCCGGACGGCAUCGUUGCGGUCUGGAACCUACACCUGCUUGAACGACCAGAGUUCGUCUUCCACUCUCAGUCAGACGUAUUGUCGGUAACAUUCUCGCCAUUUCACUCCAACCUGAUAUUCGGUGGUACCUAUUCUGGGCAAAUACUACUGUGGGAUACGCGAUCGAAGCACCUGCCCGUCUUGAAGACGCCAUUGUCUGCUGCUGGGCACACGCACCCGGUGUAUGCAAUGCAAAUGGUGGGCACGCAGAAUGCGCACAAUCUCAUCACGAGCAGUACCGACGGCACGGUGUGCAGCUGGCUCGUGGACAUGCUCGCGCAACCUCAGGAAACGCUAGAGCUCGUGCACGCUGGGCACAACAAGACGAGCGAGGUGUCCAUCACAUCUCUCAACUUUCCAGACAAUGAGACGACGACGUUCUGGGUUGGCACAGAGGAAGGCAACGUGUACCAGGCAAACCGGUACGACCGCGCAGGGGCGAAGGCAGGUCUGAACCAGUACGACGUUUACAAGGGACACUCGGGGCCUGUCAUGGGGCUGCACUUCCACCCGCUCGUGGGGCCGGUUGACUUCUCGGAUCUGUUCCUGUCGUGCUCUGUGGACUGGACUGUCAAGCUGUGGAGAGCGAAGUCGCUGGCAAAGCCUUCGACGGCAGUGAAUAACGUAGCGCCUCUGUACUCGUUCGACGAAGCGGACGACUACGUGUACGACGUGAAGUGGCAUCCUACGCACCCGGCUCUGUUCGGCACGGUAGACGGCGCGGGUAAAUUCGACCUCUGGAAUCUGAACCACGACACGGAGGUGCCGGUGGUCUCCACGAGCGUCGGGUCUGGACGCGCGUUGAACAAGCUUCGGUGGGAACGGAAGGACGGGCGGAGGGCUGCGUUGGGUGGAAGCGACGGACGGCUCUAUAUUUACGACAUCGGGGACAUGGCGCUCCCCAGGGAGUCCGAGUGGACGGACAUGCAACGGACGGUCGCAGGGAUCAUGGGAGGGGGACCGCAGGCAAAUGGACUCGGAGACGACUCUGCGCGGAUCGUUGCGGGGCGCUGA
Molecule: messenger RNA, 1995 nt
Organism: Dichomitus squalens LYAD-421 SS1
Lineage: Eukaryota; Fungi; Basidiomycota; Agaricomycetes; Polyporales; Polyporaceae
Product: WD40 repeat-like protein
Exons: 10
Coding region: 1-1995 (664 amino acids)
Biological process (GO): transport along microtubule
Cellular component (GO): cytoplasmic dynein complex
Molecular function (GO): dynein light chain binding; dynein heavy chain binding
Source: RefSeq, a predicted model, not a curated record